Messenger RNA from Medioppia subpectinata, 531 nucleotides. NCBI's taxonomy places the organism in Eukaryota, Metazoa, Arthropoda, Arachnida, Sarcoptiformes, Oppiidae. The record is from the annotation of a GenBank genome assembly.
CAAAUACAACACCCGACGGCUUCACUCAUAGCGAAGGCGUCGACCGCACAGAAUGACGAGACCGGCGAUGGAACCACUUCUACAGUGCUUCUCAUUGGAGAGCUCUUAACACAAGCGGAUCGCCAUAUCAGUGAAGGAUUACAUCCACGAAUAGUCGCCGAUGGAUAUGAUUUGUCCCGAAAGAAGGCGUUGGAAGUGUUAAACGCUAUGAAAGUGGAGAAUAAGGGCAUCGAUCGCAAUACUUUGAUUAAUGUGGCGAAGACUUCGUUGCAAACAAAAGUGAACAACAAAUUGGCCAAUCAUUUGACUGAGAUCUGUGUGGACGCCGUUCUCGCCAUCAGACAAGAGGGCAAACCUAUUGAUCUGUUUAUGGUUGAGAUCCAAGAGAUGCAGCACAAGUCGAUUGAGGAUACGAGUCUAGUGAAGGGUCUGGUCUUAGAUCACGGGGCGAGACAUCCAGAUAUGAAGAGACACGUGAAAAAUGCUUUCAUUCUGUCGUGUAAUGUGUCUCUUGAAUACGAAAAGACGUGA